UAGGCGUCGCCUAGGCGACGCCAAGGCGUCCUGGCGCUAAUUUUUUCUGGGCGUCGGGGUCGCCACGACUGGAACAUGUAUGGCGUCCACUAUGGCGUCCGAGGCGUCCGCCUUGGCCGAUUUGGCGUCCAGGCGUCGCCUUUUAGGUCCUGGCGGACGCUUUAGUCGUCAAUCGGCUGCGCGCGGGAGCGGACGCGGGGUCUGCGCGGGAACAGAGAUGCCUGCGCGGGAAGGAAAGCCGCGCGCGAGAAGGAUUCUGCGCAGGAAGGAAAGCAGCGCGCGAGAGGGAUUCGCGCCCUUCCGCAGUAGGCACAGAUAGAAACAGCAGCAGAGAGAGAAAGAGAGCGAGCGCGCGGAGAGAGACCCGGCGAAGAACAGCGGCGAGAGAGAGCGGAGAGAGAGAGAGCCGGUGGCUUGCCUUCUUCUCCGUUGCGCGUCCACGCCGGCAGGCGCGUCCCUGUGCGUCUCGUACCCGCCCGGCGACCGCAUCCGCCCGCCGGACACAAGUCGCUGCGCAGCACCUCGGCUGCAUCUCGUACCCGCCCGGCGACCGCAUCCGCUUGCCACGCGGCACCUCCGUCCGACGCCUGUUGCCUGCUCCAUCUGCUUCCUCCGACCAGCUUCCUCUGAGCCAGCUGCGACUGUGAGCCGAAGACUGAAGCUCACCUAUCCAGAACAAUGGUAGACCCGGCGUCUGCUGCUGGUGACUAUGAUCCAAAGACCGAUCCGGCUAGGAAGGCAAAAUCAAAUGAUCCUGGGUGGAAGUAUGGUUACUGGCCAGACCUUCAGAACAAAGAUAAGGUGCAAUGCAUCUUAUGUGGGAAGGAUUUCAGUGGAGGAAUAAAAAGAUUCAAGCAGCAUUUGGCAGGUGGAUAUGGAGAUGCAAAGUUAUGUGAACAUUCCACUUCAGAAAUGAGGCGAGAGUUUGCAGCUUAUUUGAAGGGAAAUAAGAGAAAAAGAGCAAAAUAUGUUCAUGAUGAUGACGAUGACGGUGAUGAUGAUGGAGAAGAGGAAACGGAAGUGGUGGAGGUGGCAGCAAAUGAGGGACAGGGUUCUGUUACAGGUCCGGCUUCCCAAGCUUCAAAGGUGCAGCCCAAGCCUCCCAAGACUAAACCAAGUUCAGGGACAGCAGCCAAAAGGAAGCAAGCAUUGUUGUCAUUCCAGGCUAGUGGUAAAAAGACUCAAGCACAGACAAAGGCAACCAAAAGUGUUGUUGAGAUGCUUCGAAAGUCACCAGAAGAGAUAGUAGAUGAAAGACUUUCAGGGACUUAUCAGCCAACAAUUGUGGCCAGCCAUAGAACUAAGGAGGAAAAAAGUUAUGUUGAUAAGCAGUGGGCCUUGUUCUUUUAUGAGUGUGGCGUUCCAUUCAAUGCAGCAGCUGCAAGACAGUACCAAAUUGCAAUUGAGGCCACAACACAGUAUGGCUCAGGAUACAUACCUCCUACACCUUAUCAACUUGGAGAGCCUUUGCUCCAACAAGUUGUGAAGGAUACAAGCACUAUGAGGGAAGAUCAUGAGAGGGCAUGGAAACAUUAUGGCUGCACACUUAUGUCAGAUGGAUGGUCCGAUAGAAGAGGACGCCACCUCAUCAACUUCCUAGUGAACAGCCCGGAAGGGACUUACUUUCUAGGUUCAGUUGAUGCAUCAAGUGAAGUGCAUGAUGCACCCAUGCUUGCUGAUUUGCUAGAGAAACAAAUUGAAGCCAUUGGAAAAGACAAGGUUGUGCAGAUUGUAACUGACAAUGGUGCAAACUAUAAGGCAGCCGGCAAGAUUCUAAUGGAGAGGAUCCCUAGCAUAUUUUGGAGUCCAUGCGCUGCACACUGCUUGGACCUCAUGUUGGAAGAGAUAGGGAACUUAAAGGCAUUCAAGAAACCUAUUACACGUGCAAGGCGUAUGACAACUUUUAUCUAUAGGCAUGGGAGGAUCCUUGCUGCCAUGAGGGAAAAGACAGGUGGGGCUGAUCUUGUGAGACCUGCAGCCACUCGGUUUGCAACUUCCUUUCUUACUUUGAAGAGUUUGCAUAAGCAUAAGGAUGCUUUGAAGGCAUUAUUUGUUAGUGAAACAUGGACUGGAAACAAAUUAGCAAAGACCAAAGCAGGCCUAGAUGUUCAUGACAUUGUGCUUUCCACCCAAUUUUGGAAUUCGGUGGAAGAUUGUCUUAGAGCUUCAGCCCCACUCCUUAUUGUGCUUAGGGUGGUUGAUGGAGAUGAGAAGCCUGCAAUGCCGGAGGUUCAAGCAUUAAUGGACCAAGCAAAAGAGAGGAUUAGUCAAAGUUUUGCUAUCCAAUCCAAAAAACCUUUGCUUAAGAAGAUCAUGGCUAUUAUCGAGAGACGUUGGGUAAAACAAAUGGAUCAUCCUCUGUAUGGGGCUGCAUUGUAUUUGAACCCAGGAAAAUUCCAUCCCCUCAUAAAAAAAGAUGAUGAUGCAACUAUUGGACAGCUAAGGGGCUGCUUUCUUGAUGUGCUUGCAAGAAUGGUGGAGGAUGAGGAAACUCGAGACAAGAUUAAUGCCCAAGCCAUGGACUAUGAAUGUCUUAGAGGAGUGGCUUUUUCAAAUAAAAUGGCCAAACAAAACCUUGAGUCAAUGAGCCCUCUUGAUUGGUGGCGUUCCUAUAGCGGCCGUGCUAUAGAGCUGCAAAGAUUUGCAAGGCGUGUGGUUAGUCUUUGUGCUUCAUCUUCGGGCUAUGAAAGAAACAGGAGUACCUUUGAAUUUAUCCACACAAAGAAAAGGAACCGUUUGUUGCACAAAAGGUUGAACUCUAUUGUGUUUGUUUCCUACAACCGAAAGAUGAAGUCUAGGUUCCAAAAAUUAAAACAGAAGAAGGGAAAGGCCUUUGAUCCUUUAGUCAUUGAGGACUUUGAUUGGAACAAUGAGUGGACUGAUUCAUUGCAUGUACACCCUCAAGGUGGUCGCGGAUGCGAGUGUGACCUUACAUGGAACCAUGUUGAUGAGGCUCUUGGAGCAAGUGAAGCACUUCGGGGCAGAAAUUUUCCAAGAAGAGCCCACAAUAGACAUGCAAGAAAUUCUGCACCUAAUGUAGCUGAGGAUGACUUGGGUUCGGACAAUGAAGGAGAAGGAGAACAAGAAGAAUGUUCAGAUCCUUAUGAUGAUGCAGAUGUGACGGACUGUGAGGAUGAUCCAAAUGAGGAAAAUGGUGCUCAAGACAUGGAGGCAGACAACAUUCCGGGAGAGUUUGAUGAUGACUAUUGAGAGAGAUCUCACAUUUUCUAUUUUGCUAUCUAUAUAUGAUGUGCACUAGCACUAUUAGCAGUUAGCAGUUUAGCACUACUAGUGCUGCCAUAUUAUGCCAUUAGAGGUUAAUUUGUCACUAUGAAACAUUUCAUGUUUGCUGUAUUUCUAUUUUAUGCUGUGCCCUAGUAAUUUAGUAGCUCUAAGACACUAAUUAUUGUGGAAUUGCAUGCUAAGUAUUGGCAAUGUUAAGGUACUAUUUGCUUCUGAA
Molecule: messenger RNA, 3460 nt
Organism: Panicum virgatum (switchgrass)
Lineage: Eukaryota; Viridiplantae; Streptophyta; Magnoliopsida; Poales; Poaceae
Exons: 4
Coding region: 679-3210 (843 amino acids)
Molecular function (GO): protein dimerization activity; DNA binding
Source: RefSeq, a predicted model, not a curated record